CUAUAUUGUUUUGGCUAAAAAUGUAUUUUGGGUAGGGAAUUUAUUUGUCUUAUUUAUUUAUUUUAUAUUAAGUCUAGAAUAGUUGUCUGACACAUAAUAGACUUAUUAUGCUUACCAAAUACUUGUUGAAAGAAUCUUCCACAUCUGUCCAUCAAAUACUCAUCUUGGGAACACUGCAUCUACCACAUGGGAAACUGCAAUAGUUUUCAGUGCCAGUUACAAUUGAUACUUUGAGAAUGGAUAGGUAUUGCAUAGCCUACUUCUACUCACCUCAUCCAAUACUUACUGAAUACUUACUGUGUGCCAGACACCCUUCCGAGGAUACAGAUGAAAGAGAAAAUCAAGGGCUGUGCUUGGAUGUAACUUUCCUAUAUAUAGUUGACUGAGAUGUAGCAAAAACAAUGAAAUGAAACCUAAACAGAGGUGUUUCUACUUUAGAUAGGCUGGCCAGGAAAAACCUUUUUGAAGAGAUGACUUUUGAGCAAGGCUUAAACGAUGAGAAAAAUAUUUCAACAAUCUAGAGACGAGAAUUGUAAGGAGAGAAAAUAGCGUGUGUAAAAGCUCUGAGGAAAAAUAAACUUGGGUGAAAGUAGAAAAUUUUGGCAGAUAUAUUCAGAUUCCAAUGUAUUUAAAGAGAGAAAGGGCCUCAAAUCUUGGAGCAAAAACCAGAGACAUUGCCAGAGCAAACAAGAACAGAAGUACAAAUGGAGGACUGGUCAAAAGAAACCUUCAUUGCCUAUAUUUUAUAAUCAACCAGUAUAUUUUAAGACCAGGACAAGGCUGCAUUAGUUCAGGCAUAGCCCAUAGUUAUCUUGAACAAGAAACUACAGGGAGAAAUAUAAGUACACAGCCAGAGGAGCAACUGACUGUAAAUUCUAAGGGAAGCAUGCAUCAGAAAUCCAGUGAAUUAGUUAAUGAAGCUACAAAUGAGGACACAGAACUGCCAGAACAGAGAUUGAGGAAUUUUCAGCUCAUCAGUCCUCAUCCAGGUGAUGAGACAGUUUACUGCACUACAGAAAAAUCCAAAAUUAUGGAACAUAAAAGUAAUGAUUUGCAUUAUGAAUACAUGAUUCCUCAUGAAGUUACUUCAGACUUAAAUAAAGAGAAGACAAUAGCAUUUCUUCUAAAAGAAUUGGACGUUCUCAAAGCAAGCAAUAAAAAGCUUCAAGAAAAACUGACUAAAGAAGACAAAGAACAGAGAAAACUAAAGCUUAAGCUCGAACUCCAAGAAAAAGCAACAGAAGCUCAAAUUGCUGAAAAGACAGCAGCUCUGGUUGAAGAAGUGUACUUUGCACAGAAAGAACGUGAUGAAGCUGUUAUGUCUCGACUGCAGUUAGCCAAUGAGGAGAGAGAUGAAGCAAUUGCACGAGCCAAACACAUGGAAAUGUCUCUAAAAGUGCUAGAAAAUAUUAACCCUGAAGAAAAUGACAUGACAUUACAGGAAUUACUGAACAGAAUAAACAAUGCAGACACAGGGAUAGCUAUUCAGAAGAAUGGAGCUGUAAUUGUGGAUAGAAUCUACAGGACCAAGGAAUGUAGAAAGAGAAUAACUGCAGAAGAAAUGAAUGCAGUGAUACAAGAACGAGAUGCUGCUUUGUCUCAGUGCAAACGGCUAGAGCAGGAGCUUCAUCAUCUGAAAGAGCAGAACCAGACUUCAGCAAACAACAUGAGACAUCUGACUGCUGAAAACAAUCAAGAACGUGCUCUGAAGGCAAAGUUGUUAGCUAUGCAACAAGCCAGAGAAACCACAGUUCAGCAGUAUAGAAAACUGGAAGAAGAAAUUCAGACACUUCGAGUUUACUACAGUCUCCACAAAUCUUUAUCCCAAGAAGAAAAUCUGAAGGAUCAGUUUAACCAUACCCUUAGUACGUAUGAAGAAGCUUUAAAAAAUAGAGAGAACAUUGUUUCCAUCACCCAACAACAAAAUGACGAACUAGCUACCCAACUGCAGCAGGCUCUGACAGAUCGAGCAAACAUGGAAUUAGAGCUUCAGCACGCCGUAGAGGCUUCCCGAGCGGCCAAUGACAAAGUUCAGAAGUUGGAAAGGCUGGUGGACGUCCUGAGGAAGAAGGUUGGAACUGGGACCAUGAGGACAGUGAUCUGACUGAAAAAAACGACAGUCUGGGGAAGCAGUCACAUCUGGUGACCAGGCUGCUUCAUUCAACACUGUGUAAACACGAAAGCCUUAACUUAGCAAACAGUUGUUAGAAGUGGGACACUCCAACCACAUUCCAAGCUGAGAUAAAAUCAAAUCACAAAUGUUUAACCACUUUGCUGCUGACUUGAGUUAUUUAUCCAAAUGUAUUAACUGCAGACUUUUACCAAUGGGUAGCUAUAAAGUUGCAGCUUAUUUUGUAACUAUUUUAUAUCUCACUGUGUUUAAUAUAAAUAUGUUUGCUGAAAGAUCAUUAUAGAAACAUAGUAAAGUUGGUCAGGAUCAUAUCUUCACAUAUGGCCCUUUCUGAAUCAAAAUGCAGCAAGGUAAAUAUUGUCUAAACCUUAAUCCACUGUGUUAGGUCAAAACUUCAAAUACAUGCAUUUUUCAACAUAGGGUUUAUUUCUUAACUGAUGAGAGGAGCACCUACAUAAGAAUGUAUAGUCUUCCUUCAGUGCAUGCAUUUAAUCUUUGUUAGUAUUAAAGAACAUUAAAUAGAUAGCAAGAGUUAAAUGUAUAAUUUGCUUUAAUAAGAGUUUGACACAUUAAAAUUACACAAAUCAAGGCAUGAUUUUUGUUUCACUUUACAAGUAAUGCACACUUUUCAAUAAAAAGAGAGUAUUGUUAAUGUGUUCUUAUAAA
Molecule: messenger RNA, 2797 nt
Organism: Camelus dromedarius (Arabian camel)
Lineage: Eukaryota; Metazoa; Chordata; Mammalia; Artiodactyla; Camelidae
Gene: MIPOL1
Product: mirror-image polydactyly 1
Exons: 14
Coding region: 623-2104 (493 amino acids)
Source: RefSeq, a predicted model, not a curated record